Messenger RNA from Daucus carota subsp. sativus, 1367 nucleotides. RefSeq names its product dehydration-responsive element-binding protein 1B. Gene Ontology annotation, molecular function: DNA-binding transcription factor activity; DNA binding. The transcript has a single exon. The record is from RefSeq and is a predicted model, not a curated record. Gene Ontology annotation, biological process: regulation of DNA-templated transcription. Bases 120 to 830 code for a protein of 236 amino acids. Lineage: Eukaryota; Viridiplantae; Streptophyta; Magnoliopsida; Apiales; Apiaceae.
AUCAAGUCCUAACACACUCUCACAGUCUCACAUACAAAACAAAUCUUCUAAGUAUUAUUUUUCUCCUCUGCUUUUCACAAGCUUAUAAACACUCCCGUUAGAUAAAAGUCCAAGCAUAUAUGAAUAAUUUUCUAUCAUACUCGGAUCAAGCCAUCUCUGAGUAUCAAUAUACCAGCUCACCUCAAUCUACCGAAUCCUCAUCCACCCCGAAAAGCAUUACCAAUUGCAACGACAUUGAGUCCCCUGCUCACAUUUCACAUGAAGUUUUGCUAGCCUCAAAAAAUCCGAAGAAACGCUCCGGAAGGAAGAAAUUUAAGGAGACGCGCCACCCUGUUUACAGAGGAAUCAGGUGUAGAAAUUCAGGCAAGUGGGUUUGCGAGGUCAGGGAGCCUGUCAACAACUCUCGAAUUUGGCUAGGAACCUAUCCCACCGCUGAAAUGGCAGCUCGAGCUAAUGAUGUUGCAGCCAUGGCGCUUAGAGGUCGCAAUGCCUGUCUUAAUUUCGCAGACUCUGUAUGGAGGCUGCCAAUUCCUGCUUCCAACGAUGUUAAAGACAUUCAAAUAGCUGCGGCCAAGGCAGCAGAGGUCUUUAGGCCACAGAAAAUUGACAAGGCAAUAGAAUCGAGUUCGGUGAAGGCAUUCGUAUUUGAAGAAAAUGAUGAGGUGGUAUUCAUGGAUGAAGAAUUGCUAUUUGGAAUGCCUCAAUUCAUUAACAACAUGGCACAGGGCAUGUUGCUUCCUCCUCCACUAUAUCUACAAAGUGAUAGAUGUUACGGGGACGAUGACUCAGAAGAUGCUACUGAUAUGUCUUUGUGGUGUCAAACAUUUUGAUAAGAGAUUUUACAUCUUGUGAUCACCAUGUAUGCAACUGCAGAAAUUACAGAACAGGGGAAUCCCGUUUUUUUUGUUAAUCAUGCCUUAGAAAUGCCGAAUUGAGUUAGUGCAACUUGAGAAUUUGGUACGCGGACGGUUAAUUGCAUUUCCAGAGAAUAUCUGAGCCUCCGUUGAAGGCUGAAUCGCGUGGAGGUACUGACGGAUCAACCAUUAAAAAGAGUCCUAAGUUAGCAACACCAAAUCAUGAGGCUGUUGGUCUCCGCUUAUUAUCUAGAGUUUGGUAGAGUUAACAAAGUUCUCAACGAGAAACAAGCCAUAAGGACUGAAAUAUUGGUAGAAGUAGUUUAGUGUGUUUCCAGUGAACCUUUAGAGAAGAAAUUAGAACAGGAAUUAAAAGCUAAAUACGUCUAUGUUCUGGAAAAAAGAAGAACAAUAAAUUCUUGCGAGUCCAUUAGAUUCCAAUAUUUAGCAAGCAAUUCAUCCCAGUGUUAUUAAUUUGAUUCACACAUUAGUUUUGUUAUUAAUUUGAUUCCA